CGCAUCAGUGCUGGAGGAGCUGGGCUGGGCAUCAGCAGGAGCUCUGUCCACAAUCCUCCCACAGAUCGGAUGCUGCUUGACCGUGGAUCUCCCGUUGAGUGACAUAGACGUGCGUGAAUGUCCUGUGGAUCAAUACGCGUCGGAUGGCAAGUCGCUAAUCAGCAUCCACAGCAGACAGGCUCCACUGUAGCGAAGGAUGCAUUAAUGGUCAAAGGUGAGCUCACGAGGCAGAAAUGAGUCUGACUUCCUGGUUCCUGGUGAGCGGCGGGGGGACGCGCCAUCGUCUACCCAGGGAGAUGAUCUUUGUGGGGAGGGACGACUGCGAGCUCAUGCUGCAGUCCCGCAGUGUUGACAAACAGCAUGCCGUCGUCAACUACGAGCCAAACACAGACGAACACAAAGUCAAGGACCUGGGCAGCUUGAAUGGGACAUUCGUCAAUGACGUGAGAAUUCAGGAGCAGAUCUACGUCACGCUGAAAACCGACGACAAACUGAGGUUUGGAUACGAUACCAACCUGUUCACUGUGGUACGAGGAGAGAUGCAUAUUCCCGAAGAAGCCCUGAAGCACGAGAAAUUCAGCAGCCAGCUUCAGCUGAACCAGAAGAGGCCCCCAAAAGGUGUAGCCUCUAAACCUGAGGUGAAACCUCCUGAAGCAGCGGCAGCACCCGUGUGCGAGGCGACCGCCGCUAAGCCCCCUGAGGCCAGCAGGACGGAGGACAAGACCACAGGGGAUGUUUCAGCUUUGCAAAGGGGCACCCCCCUCUAUGGCCAGCCUGCCUGGUGGGGAGAUGGAGACCGUAAUGGCCAACAACCAGGGAGGCCUGAGGACAAGGCCUCUGAGCAGAAGAGAGAAAAACCAGAUUUUUCAAACUGCGCCUCGCAAACGACCUCCAGUCAGGAGCCGAGCUACUUUGAAAUCCCAACCAAGGACACUCCCUCAGCUGGUAAGGUGAGUGGCGGGUCCCCCUCACGAGAACCAGAGGCUGACUCGUCUGCUGCUGCGGAGCCUGUUCAUGGCCACGCCUCCUUCACCAUCGAGUUCGACCCCGGGGCGUUGGCUAAAGUCCCCGUCAAAGAUCGAGUUGCAAAGGUAGGGCCAGAGACCAGGCCCCGUCCUAAACGACCUGUCGGGGAGGAGCUGAGUCCACUGCAAACGGCCAUGGUUGCGGCGGAGGUCAAAGUCGCUGACUGGCUGGCCCAGAACGAGCUGCCGCUGGCUCUCAAGGAGACGGUCGCAGAGGACGACGGGGAAAGUGUGAAGAGUGAUGUUCCUGUACAGCUAAAGAGUCUUAAAGGUAGUAAACAUGAGGACGGCACACAGAGCGACUCAGAGAACGCACUGGGAGAGCAGCGGAGGGAUCGUCCGUGGGGCCUGUGGGGCGGCGCAGGGAUGAAGAUCAGAGAGGGUCGAGCUAACGUGCCAGAGGGGCUCUUUGCGGAGGAGGACAGUCCUGCGCGCCGUCGCAAGUCUUCAACCUCCAAAGCCACAGGUGGAUUCCUGGAGAGGCGAUGCGGUUCGGCACCACACCAGCAGAGCGCACAUGACGAGAACCAUCAGCAUGGAGAUGAUUAUAGCGACAGAGGGACCUAUACCAUUGACUUGGAGAAUGGAGAUCAGGAAGAGGAGGAGGCCAGGAAAAUGAUCGACAAGGUGUUUGGUGUGGAUCAGCAGGAGGCUGUGUGUGUGUCGAGGCCGGGAGGCCAAAGAGAGAGAGUCACCUCCCAGAGGGCUGGGGGGAUGGGAGAGAGAGGGAAGCCUGGACGCAUGGAGGCAGAGGUGCUCUCUGAGGAACUGGUGGUGGGUGGUCCUCGCUGGGUCUCACAGUGGGCUACUUUGGCUGCCAGUCACAUCAGGACAGAUCCUGAGGGGUCGGGAGGGGAGAGUCACGUCAUGAUGACAGAGGACAGAGCUGAAAUAAGUGAGUCCAGCCACUCAGCUUCCUUUGCCUCCUCAGGCUACACAGAGCGUAAGAGGAGGACCCUACCCCAGCCGCCCGGUGAGGAGCUCACCCUGGGAAGAAGGACUCCGGGGUCAGGCCUGCGUACAGACAUGGGAGAGAAACAGGACACAGAGCUACAGGAGAAGGAAAACCAAGACGAGAAGAUGGUCAGGGGGAAAAAUCACCCCUGUGGAGGCGUGGGUAGUCACAGCGGGAGCCCGAGUCGCUCCUCACCAGCCAAGUCACAGGACAGUGGCGGUGGGAGAUCGGCUCAGUCAGGCGUGUUGACUAAGCUUCCCCCUCGUCCAUUAACCAGCGGCGAGAGGAGAAUGGAGGAGGCGAGGAAGAGGAAAAAGGAGGAGGAGAAGGCGAGGGAGAGUGUCGGGAAACCGUUAUUUAGGCAGGAGAGUUUUACUGUGGAGAAACCAAGCACCAAUGUGCCCAACGAGCUCAUUCCACGUAUUGAUGGACUGACAGGCAGCAGAACUCAGGGUAGGGAGACUGGCAUCGAUGGCGGCACAGUGCAGAAGGACUCGGAGGCCGUGGCAGCCUUUUUAGAGACCACUAUUUCAGACCAGGGUGAUCCACCAAGUCAGUCCAUCGAAGGCUCCAUGUCACCAGAGUCGGACGUGGACACCACCAGCACAGUCAGCCAGGCUGAUGGGGCGAGGAAAGUUGUCCAAAGACGCAGGAUCCUUGCUGGACAGCAGAAGGAAAAAACAGUAGUGUGCUCAUCCAGCAAGGUGCCUACAGGAGGCAGAGACAGUCAGGACAGGAGGGUCAAGACUAGAACAUCUGGCCCUCCGCCACGCAGUCGCCCAUGGACUUCCUUGGACCUCACUGACGAUGACGUCAACUCCAACUCCCUCCCUUCAGACUCCCAGCCCAACAGGAACUCACAUCCCAGGGCACAAACAGUGGGGGCAAGCACCAAGUCCAGUCGGGCUAAGGUCUCCCAAACCCCUGCCUCUUCUACAACGAGUAAAACCAUCAGUGCCCCCAAGCCAAGGCCCACUAGGUCGUCCCUACUGAGACGAGCCCGGAUGGGGGAUUCAUCUGACACCGAGCCGGCUGAUAUCGACCGGAUGUCAAUAGCCUCUGAGGCCUCCACCGCUAGUUCCACAUCCAGGACAGGGAUGGCAAGAAGGGGAAUGUCCAGGAUAGAGGCUUUGGCACAGCCGAGAAGGCCGAGGGUGGGCUCCCCGUCAGCCCAGAGCGACUCAGAGGCCACUGUGACAAGGAGUAGAGGUCUGGGGGCCCGCAGCGUGGCAGGAGAUUAUAAUAUCAGACAAGGACUAAGAGGACCCAAUGCGGCGUCAGUGUCUGGACCAAGAGCCAGGGCAAACAGCGCCUCCAAGCUUCCUGACAAGAGUAGAGCUGGCUCCACGUAUGGACAUGUCACGCCUGCAUCUGGCACACGAUGGCGCCGCGUGCCCGUUGAGUACGCCUCAACCUCAGAGGACGACUACGGCUCGAACCGCCACGUUUCCAAGCAGGGCAGCACACAGCCGUUUCUGUCAACUCGAGUGGCCCAGCUCGGGGGUUCGGCUCCAGCUACCCCCAAUCCUGCCGGCCUGACUGGCCUGAAGCAGCACUCCAGAGAGCAGGACGAGUACAUGAGAGACUGGACAGCACACAGCGAGGAAAUAGCCAGGAUCAGCCAGGACCUUGCCCAAGACCUUGCCAUGCUCGCCAGAGAAAUCCACGAUGUGGCAGGAGAGAUCGACUCAGUCAGCCCUGCAGCCACUGAUCCAGGACCUUUGUUGGAGGAGGGUGUUUUCGAUGACAGCUCGGACCUUGUUGGUCCCUCCGCAGAUCUUGGACCCAACGGGCGCUCCGUGGAGCUGCGGCCCCGAGCUUCUCGUGGACAGAGCUCCCGCUCCAUCCGCAGACAGACGUGGAACAGAGAGGAUGCGGUGCUAGACGGUUUAUUCCUAGCGUCUGUGACUCAACUGUCGACAAGGAUACGUCAGUCUGUUGACAAAACAGGCUGCAAAAUCAGGAUCCUCUUCAAGGAUAGAGAGCGGAAAUGGGAAGAGAUUGAGAGCAAGCUGCAGGCGGAGCACGACUCCUUGCUCCAGAAGACCUCCAACAAGGAGAUUUCACACAUUCUUCAGGACCUGAAGAGAGUGGAACGACAGCUGCUAGUCAUUGACAUGAUGGUGGACCCGGACGGCACCCUGGACGCCCUGACCUCCCUGGGCAUCACCAGUCCUCUGGCUGACAAGAAGCUCAGCCCUGGUUCUCAGCAGGAGGCGGCGCACCCUGGAGCUGAAGCUUUGUCCUUCUCCCACUUAUCCUCCAGGCCUGAAGGAGUGACCUCUGAAGCCCGUAUAUCCUCAGACCACGCUGAGGUGACAGGGCGAGACCCAGGCCCCCAGCAGAGCCCCAGAUCCUUCAACUGACUCACUAUGGACAUAAUUCAGAGAAUGCACCCUUUAUUUUAGGCAGUACACUGAGCUUAGCUUGGUGUGAGGUUAUUGUCUCGGUUUCAUGUCCAGUAACAGACAGGAGGGUGAUGCUUAUCAUGUGGUAAAGACUGAGUGUCAUCUGUCUGCCAAACUGAAUCAUGUUACUGUUAAAGUCCUAAAUAGCAGCUCUUAGGAUGUGAGAUGCACAGUAUGAAAACACGUCAGCAUUAAUGGGGGCUCAUGACUAAGCUACGACAUAACAUACAUUAACCAAUCUGUGUUUUUGUGUUGCAGCUAGUCCUUAUUAUCCUUGAACUCAUUUGAAAAAAUAACGGAUGUAGAAAACGGUAGAAGAUGACAGGACGUGAUGUUAAAAGUUGACGUGAAAAUUCCUGCUUAGAUCCAGUUUCCGCGUUUUCUUCAUAUAUCAAAGCAUCUCUGACUUUUGCCAAAGGUGAAACUCAGUCAUGCCAAUUAAUUACCUUCAAAUCAUCGCAUAGGAUUCAUAUCAAAGUCAAAGUUUGUCAGUCAGUAGUCCUUGGGCCAAUGCAUGGAAAGAUGCAAUGGAUUCAGCAGAGCUUCGUGUGAAAAACGUUCUUUAAUCCUGCCAUAGAAUUAUUUAUUGAAAAUAUAUAUUGUUGGCCUGUUGCAAAUGCGUCCCCCAAGCUGUUCCCAGUAAUGAUUUUCCAUUUUUAAAAAGCCAUAGUGCUUGUUGGAAAAGAACUGGGUGUGUACAGUAUGUACCUGUGUAAAUGUUUCUUAUAGUUAAAUUCAAAACUCUCAUCCAUGCCUUUUUUAAUUUUGGUGAUGUCAUUUAAAUCAAGUGAAGACAAAGAGACCCUGUGUGUAGAUACCAAAUCAAAUGUAGCUCCCAGAAAAACAUGCUUUUCCUCUUCCAAAUGUAUUUUGUCACAAGUGCCCUGGAAAAAAACAAUCAGAAUAGAGAGAAGAGACGCUACAGGAGAUGUAUAUAUAUAGAGAGUGAGAGUGAGAGAGAGAGAGCGGAACUUGUUUCUUUGCACAUUUCAAAGCUGAUAUUUAGUACAUUAAUCUCCUCUCUGAGGGAAUAGGACAUGACGUGCCCCCAUGACGCUCCUUUAUCAUGUCGGUGUCCUCGACCAAAAACAAAGCAGGGUUUAAAACCAGCCGUCUGUCCACGAGCGUUUUGUCCAGUUUCUGUCUGAUCACAAACAAACUGUGGUGUUUGAACCAGCAUUGACAGGAGCUGAGCCUCCAACUCCUGCAGCUGCAUUUUAUCUCCAACCGAUGCAAUGGAAGGACGGGCGACUGUGAUGACUGUAGGUUUUUCCAAUGUCUUGCCUCAUACCGAUGUUUACACAUGAAUGUAACCUGAUCAGAACUGUUGAAAACAUUUUAGCCAAAACGACUUUAUUAAUAAAGAUUAAUGACUGCAUUUUGUGCUCUGCGCCUAUUGUACUUUGUCUUAAAAUCUUGUUUGAGCCUUUUGGAGAAUAUUGUUUGGAUGUUUUGUAUGAAUUUGAUUUCCUUUUUAUUUAAUUAACCUUUUUCUUUGUAACAAUGUUGACCUUGCAA
Messenger RNA from Platichthys flesus (European flounder), 5906 nucleotides. It is a transcript of the gene cep170ab, whose product is annotated as centrosomal protein 170Ab. Bases 234 to 4346 code for a protein of 1370 amino acids. The transcript is spliced from 19 exons. The record is from RefSeq and is a predicted model, not a curated record. Gene Ontology annotation, cellular component: centriole. Gene Ontology annotation, molecular function: protein binding. Lineage: Eukaryota; Metazoa; Chordata; Actinopteri; Pleuronectiformes; Pleuronectidae.